This is a messenger RNA of Notothenia coriiceps (black rockcod), 834 nucleotides long. RefSeq names its product protein FAM83C-like. Gene Ontology annotation, biological process: signal transduction. Bases 304 to 834 code for a protein of 176 amino acids. NCBI's taxonomy places the organism in Eukaryota, Metazoa, Chordata, Actinopteri, Perciformes, Nototheniidae. The transcript has a single exon. The record is from RefSeq and is a predicted model, not a curated record. Gene Ontology annotation, molecular function: protein kinase binding.
CACACUGCUGCGGAGACAUGACAGGGAACUAGAGAAGCGAGGACCAUUACAGCCUCGGAUGAAAAACUCCUUCAUUUGGAUUAAAAGCGCUUCUAUACCCCGGGACAGAAUAUAAAAGCACUUUAAAGAGUGUCCGCGCGGAGGGAGAGCUACUUUAGAGGUUUCAAAACAUGUUUUCAAGAGCGGUGUAGUUUAUUCUGGGCUGCUUUAGUUUGUUCUGAUGUCUCCUCUGUUGCAACAAUGCGCGUAGAGACGUUUUAUUUCAGGGACUAGUUUGAGGAUUUUUAAAAUCAGAUCUGAAUCAUGCAGAGCUCCGAGAGUCUGAGGCCGGCUCAGUCGGCCAGGAAGCCGCUGGGGAAGCUCUCUUCCCGGCUGGAGGAGGUGAAGAACCCGUGGAGACAGGUCUCCUCUCUGGAGCUCAGCCACAACGAGGCGGCGCGCCUGGCCACGGACGCGCUCCUGGAGCAAGGUGAGCACGAGUACAGGAGGGUGCUGAAGGAGGAGCGCGAGGUGAGCUUCCUGUCCCAGCAGGAGGUCCAGUACAUCACCCAGUACUCUGCAGCCGCUGCCUCCAAGACCUCCUGCGGUCCGGACAGCUCCAAUGACCGGGACUUCGAGGAGGAUGUGUCCGAACUCACCUCCGGGACUUAUUUCCCCAUGAUGUCCGAUGAGGAGCCACCGAUGCUGGAGCUCGGCUGGCCGGAAAACCCUAACAGAUUCGGGCCAUCAGAGACCCAGAUCUACUUCCAGAGGGACAAGAGCCACAACGUGAAGGACCUGAUCCGGUCCCUGAUCAACCAGGCCAAGAAGGUGAGAGGCUCGGGGUCAAAGUGA